Messenger RNA from Aspergillus ruber CBS 135680, 1127 nucleotides. Its product is annotated as triglyceride lipase. Bases 6 to 1058 code for a protein of 350 amino acids. NCBI's taxonomy places the organism in Eukaryota, Fungi, Ascomycota, Eurotiomycetes, Eurotiales, Aspergillaceae. Gene Ontology annotation, molecular function: triacylglycerol lipase activity. The record is from RefSeq and is a predicted model, not a curated record. The transcript has 9 exons.
AGAAAAUGGGUUAUGCAACCACCAUUGUCAAUGUGAUAAGAUGUACCAGGCUGGCCUACUACAAUUCUGUCAAUCAGUUUCAUAGGCUCAACAGUCUAUCUCAUUCAAUAACAACGCAUCGGAGCUUCCAUGCGUGUUCGCGCAGAUGUCGCCCGCACAAGCACCCAGCGGCACGCACACUGGAUCCACGACUAGAGGAAAUGGGCAAUGUAAUUCGAGACGAGUACGCAAUAAUCCGAGAUAAUUACGAGGCACCCAAGCACCCAAUUGUCCUCGCUCAUGGACUACUCGGGUUUGAUGAACUACGUCUGGCUGGCCCACUUCUUCCUGGGGUUCAGUAUUGGCGAGGAAUUAGGGAGGCAUUGACAAUUAAGGGCGUCGAGGUUAUUACGGCCACGGUACCGCCGUCUGGGUCUAUCGAGCAGCGCGCUGAGGAAUUGGCGAGGGAUAUUGCCAUUGGUGCGCGAGGAAAGGAUGUUAAUAUCAUUGCACAUAGUAUGAGUGGGCUUGAUUCUCGAUAUAUGAUCAGCCAUCUCAAACCAACGGACUUCAAGGUCUUGUCCUUGACUACCAUCGCAACUCCUCACAGAGGCUCCGCAGUUGCAGAUUACAUUCUUGAACAAAUUGGAGCCGAACGCUUGCCCCAGGCUUACUAUGCCCUCGAACGCCUAGGUUUCGAAACUGGAGCUUUUGCGCAGCUUACACAAAAGUAUGCAGCAGAGAAAUUCAACCCUACAACGCCUGAUAUUGAGAAUGUCCGGUAUUUCUCUUACGGAGCAGCCAUGGACCCUAGCAUAUGGUCCGCCUUCCGUUUAUCUCAUCGGAUUCUCAAAGAGACUGAAGGAUACAACGACGGACUCGUCAGCGUUGCCAGUAGUCGCUGGGGAGGAAAGCACGGCUACAAGGGGACCCUUGUUGGCGUGAGCCAUUUGGACCUUAUCAAUUGGACUAACCGGCUGAAGUGGUUGGCUGGUGAGAUCACUGGCAAUAGACGGAAGUUCAACGCCAUUGCAUUCUAUUUGGACAUUGCAGAUAUGCUGGCAAAGGAGGGUCUGUAAAUUCUGGUGCCUGCUUUAGAGUGUCUGUGAUAACCAAUAAAACAAAGUUAUUAUACAGUCAAAUCGAGC